AUGGGUUUUGGAAAAGACAUGAAGGGAAAAUCUUCCCAUGAAGCUAUUGUGCGUGUACAGGAUGCUGAGCUUCGCCUCUUAGACACAGUGCAACAUUUUAUCUCUAUGCGAGUUGACAAUGACAGAAAGUAUGCUGCAGGCCUGGAGAAGAUGCUGCGUAUGACAAUGAAAUCAGACAAUUCAGAGUUCAAGGAUUGCUGUGCUGUUUUUAAGGCUUGGGAUGUGAUUUUACAAGAGACUGAUAAUCUAGUGAAAUUGUUAAAGGCCAAUGCCGACCAUCUUCAGAAUAUCACUUUGGAAAUCCUCACUGAUUUGAUCAGUGACAAGAAACUGGCAAGGAAAAGAUACCUUGAUGACAGAAAUAGAUUGGAUUCAGAUUUUCUCAAGAUCCAAGAUGAAAUGGUGAAGAACCGAAUAGAGUAUGCUAAGUGUGUGGAACGUUUGAAUACCGACAAGGCCAAAUUUCAGGAUUUGCAGUCAAAAGGUAAAUCUGGACCUAAACUUGAUGAAGCUAAAUCAAAAUUCUUCCGCUCUGCUGUGCGACUGCAUAAACUUCACAAUGACUACAUCAUAUCGGUGAACAAUGCUCAAGAACACCAGCUGAUGUUGAGGGACACAGCCCUGCCGGCAGUACUCGACUGUCACCAGGACGGGCAGGAAACCUUUGUACAUAAAAUGAAAUUUGUUUUAGAAAGCUACUUGAAAAACACUGAUACCUGCAGUGCAGAAUUCCAGUCAAUAACCAAGCAUAUAGGAGAUGCAAUCAAUGCUAUACGUCCAGGAGAAGAAUACUCUGGGACAUUUAUUGAUUUAUACAAGUCCACUUUACCACCACCAGCAGAUUUCACCUUUGAUGAGACAUUGCUGGAAUCAUAUUCUGGGUCUCUGAAGGCAAAUGUGAUAGAAGUCAAUGAUCUGACAGUUGAACUCCUGCACCAAAGAUAUACCAAACUGACGGAAGAAAUUGAGGAGACCAAGGAGAAGAUAUCCAGGGUGAACACUGACCAGCAGAAAAUUUGUAAUGAAGUCAAGAAGCUGUCAGCCAGGAUAAGAGAUAGUCCCAGUAUUGACAAUGUCAACAAUUAUCUUCAGAAACGAUCACAUUCAGAAAAUUACACCCGGGAAAUACUGGAGUUGGAAGGCAAUUUGAAAAAAUUGGAAAAGCUUGCAGCUCUCAUUCGGCAGCCAUUAGAUAAACUAGGUUCAAAUCCUGUGCCUAUUGCUUUAGAUACCCAUGAUGUGGGAGAUGCAUCUGCAGCAGCAUCAUCAUCUUCAGGAGCCGUGAAGGAUACUGUUUUUAUAAAGUCAUUGACAAAGAUGAACCCAUUCAAGAAAGCCAUGAAAUCCAGCAAUAGUCAGUCAACGCUGAAUGCUGAAGAUGAAGCUGACAGACACAGCAGCUUCAGCAAUGAGGACAGCAGCACUGAUGUAGAAGUCAGGAAGAAAGCUCAGCGUUAUGAGAAGUAUGUG
Messenger RNA from Candidula unifasciata, 1470 nucleotides. NCBI's taxonomy places the organism in Eukaryota, Metazoa, Mollusca, Gastropoda, Stylommatophora, Geomitridae. The record is from the annotation of a GenBank genome assembly.